UAGAUCUUCACAUCAUCAAUACUCUUUAUAACAGAUUCGGUCACGGUGGACUACCCACACACACCUGACAGAUUGUAAUAUAUAACAAGGUAUGUUGUCAUUGUAAGACAUAACACAUUUAUAUAUACAAGAUAGAAACAUGAACAUUUCCCCAGCUAUAUCAACAUUGAGUCUCAGGUCCUGGUCAACUCCUAUACUGAAAAGAAAGAAGAAAUCUUUGACAAAGAAAAUUGUUAUUAUACCAAAGAAAAAAGUAUCGACUGAUUCUUCUGUUGGGUCUAUAGACAAAGUCGAUUCCGAAGGGAGAAGUCUGCUUUUCUACGCUGCUACCUUCGGAACAGUAGAAGUUGCUGAUCAGCUCCUUAAAUCUGGUUGUGAUCCAAAUGUACAGGAUGUUAACGGCGAUACUGCGCUCCACGAAGCUGUAUUAAAUGGACAUCUCAAACUAAUUCGACUAUUACUUAAAAAAGCUGUAAACCUGGACAUAAACGUCAAGAACGGACAAGGAGAGACACCUUUAAUGGUCGCUGUCCAUCAGGACCAGAUCGACGUAGUAAAACAUCUACAUAAAGCAGGAGCAAGUAUUAAUGAAACUGACGAUAUUGGCCGAAGUGCUUUACUGAUAGCAUCCGAACAAGGAUCAGAAAAAUGUUGUCAAUAUUUGAUGAAACAUGGUGUGGACAUUCAGAUGAGAGACAGCUUGGGUCACUCAGCUUUGUUUUACGCCUUACACAGCACGAAACUUUCGGUUCAACUUAUAAAACAAAUCUUAAAAUCAGGAUACGAUGUAAGCCUGGAUGCAGAAUGGGUAAUUAGUGAAAAUCAUUCAGAAAACAGCCUGAAGAAAUUAAAUCCGAAACUGUAUCAGACCAUACUGGACAAAAUAGGAGUUCCUCAUUUUGAAAGAGAUUGCUACUGUAGACGUCCUAGCAUAGGUAACGUCAUUCUUACACGGAUCUCGACGAUUCUCGUGGCACCAAACUAACCACGUGACUUGUACCAGAUGGAGCCACUCAUCAAAACUCGGUUGUAAAAAGAUGUUGUCGUUUGGGCUCAAUCGGAGAGUAUUGCGUUCAACGGAAUAGUGCGAAGUGUUAUGAUUGGAUAAUGAAGACUUGUACAUUGAAAGACCAUGAUUGAAUGAAUAGAACAGUUUACGUCGACGCUUUAUAAUUUACAUAAUGUGUGACGUGAACAUCGAAAUAAGAUAUGAGGAAUUUAUCUGAUUAGAAUAUGUAUAGAAUAAAGUCACUUUUAGUGUUCAAACAGAUGAAGAUUGUAAUAUAUUGUAUAUAUUUAUGCUGUACCGAUCAGUGGCGUCAUUACCUAAAUUGUUGUUAUUUUUUCAAACGGCCUGGUAUGACAUUCGUAGGACCGGUGCUUAUCAACAUCACAUGAUAGGAUAUAUACAUGACUGUUGCUUAUAAUGAAGUGAAAAGAAAAUUGAUGCUAUUUAAUUUGUGAUCUACGAAAUCCAGCCUGAUUUGAACACAAUUUAUAUUAGUUAUAAGAGCCAUAUCUAUGUUUAUUAUAUCGAUGAUUUGAAUAUACAAUGGACUUAUAAUUGAUUAUUGCACCAUUUCAUUUGUAUCUUCUAUCUUUGUUUAACCUAUGAUAAAUAUGCUUAUAUAUAUGUAAUACUUUUUGUAACAGUUUCUACAAUAUAAACUUGAAAUGAACUUAUCGUUGCUUUCGUCUCAACUCGGCCGAUUCCGACAGUAGCGGAAUCUACCGAGGAUUGCCGAAUGGUUAUCGUUGAUGCACAAUUAAUGAUCGACUCUUAAGAUGAAACCUGCUUUGACAUUGCAUUAGGGCGUUAUGGAUCGCAUAAUAUAAAGAUUUACUGUCGUAU
Mytilus trossulus (common blue mussel) is the source of this 1852-nucleotide messenger RNA. Its product is annotated as ankycorbin-like. The transcript is spliced from 5 exons. Gene Ontology annotation, molecular function: protein binding. The coding region runs from base 140 to 985 and encodes 281 amino acids. NCBI's taxonomy places the organism in Eukaryota, Metazoa, Mollusca, Bivalvia, Mytilida, Mytilidae. The record is from RefSeq and is a predicted model, not a curated record.